Molecule: messenger RNA, 3426 nt
Organism: Eupeodes corollae
Lineage: Eukaryota; Metazoa; Arthropoda; Insecta; Diptera; Syrphidae
Exons: 2
Coding region: 1-3426 (1141 amino acids)
Biological process (GO): DNA integration
Molecular function (GO): nucleic acid binding
Source: RefSeq, a predicted model, not a curated record
AUGGUGCUGCAGGUCAUGUGGCUUUCUCGUUUGCCAUCAAAUGUGAGAUCGAUUCUUUCCGCUGUCAAAGGCGAUCUGAACACACUGGCCGACGUCGCGGAUAAAAUAAUGAGCCACUCAUCGUCUCCUAAAACUAUUGCUGCGCUACCACCAAUGACGUCUUCAAAAGCAAAUACUUCUGUUAACGAGAGUAUAAACAGUAUUUUGCAGAGGCUAAGCACACUAGAAAAGCAGAUCAAACAAAACGCCAUCGUCAAGUCCACACACCAGCCAUCAACAACCCAUCACCAGAAUUCAGGAGUUCGCCAGCGCAACACCACUCCUGGUCAUUGGAAACGCCAACCAGCAACUUUAGGUGAGGCUUCUUCGGUUGCUGGUAAGUCAAAUCGCCUCUUUAUUCACGACAAAAUUUCUGGCCAUCGCUUCCUUGUAGAUAGUGGAGCCGCCAUAUCAACUUUAGCCAUCAAAAGCACAACCAAACUAGUUCCAGAUCGCAUCGGGUUGCGGGCAGUCAAUGGAACCCAAAUAAGCACUUUUGGAAAAACAACACUCGCUUUAGACUUCGGUUUAGGGCGCAUUUUCCGUUGGGCCUUCACCCGUGCAGCGAUUCCACACUCAAUAGUGGGAGCAGAUUUUUUGAGUUUUUUCCGACUUUUAGUUGAUGUUUACGGCCGCAGACUUGUGGAUCAGAGCUCCAACAGCAGUACCUCACCUCUUCUCACGUCAACAGAUGCAAUCUCGGUAAAUGCCAUCAACCACAAUGACGUUUACCUCAACUUGCUUCAGCGGUACCCUGCUAUCACAUUACCUCUCAGCGACCUCCAAACUCCACAACAUGCAGUGCAACAUCACUUGGAAACAACUGGUGCUCCCGUUUACUGUCGUGCCAGACCAAUUCCACCUAAGUAUUACAUGCAAGCAAAGGCUGAGUUUCAGAGAAUGGUAAGUGAUGGCAUAUGUCGACCUUCGAGGAGUCCUUGGGCCAGUCCCCUACAUAUCGUAACUAAAAAGGAUGGCUCAAUACGACCUUGUGGUGAUUACAGGCGACUUAAUGCCGUAACUCGCCCCGACAGGUAUCCACUGCCACGCCUUACGGAUUUUCAACUCAUUCUGCCUAAUAAGUCAGUCUUCAGUCGCCUCGAUCUUGCACGCGCGUACCACCAGAUCCCCAUGGCUCCUGAAGAUAUACCGAAAACCGCAAUUAUAACCCCUUUCGGGUUAUACGAAUUCAUUCGGAUGACUUUCGGCCUGCGCAAUGCGGCACAAACCCAACAGCGCUUCGUCGACUCGAUAUUCGGUGAUCUAAACUUCGUCUUCACCUAUAUCGACGACAUGCUCAUAGCAUCCAACAGCCCAGCAGAACAUUUGACCCAUUUGGAGGAGGUUUUUAGACGUCUCGAUCAAAACGGCAUCACCCUCAACAAAGAAAAGUGCGAAUUUGGAAAGCAGGUUAUAACAUUUCUCGGGUACCAAGUUGAUGAAACAGGCAUUCGACCACCGCAAGACACUGUCAAAUCCAUGGCAGAAUAUCCGAAGCCAACAACAAUCACUGAGCUCCGUCGCUUCCUUGGUGCAAUAAAUUUUUUUCGACUUAGUAUGCCGCAUGCGGCAUCGCAUCAAGCACCACUAUGCCAAAUGCUUCAGGGCACAAAGAAAAAGGAUAACACACCGCUUACCUGGACAACAUCUUCAGAAACAGCUUUCCUGCGUUGCCGCCAAGCUCUAACCGAUGUCACCUCGUUAGCACACCCGCUUCCAAACUCCGAGUUGCGCCUCAUGACCGACGCUUCAAACACAGCCGUCGGGGCUGCACUUCUCCAGGUCGUAAAAGGGAAAUCCAAACCCCUUGGAUUUUUUUCAAAGGCCUUGUCGACGCGACAACAGAAGUACAGCACUUACGACCGGGAGUUGUUGGCAAUUAAGCUGGCAAUCGAACAUCUCCGACGCUUCAUCGAAGGACGGUCUUGUGCUAUAUUCACUGACCACAAGCCGCUUACCUUUGCUCUUCGUAACCCACCAUCAGCUUCAGAGACACCACAGCGACAAAGAUAUUUGGAAUAUAUAUCUCAAUUCUCCACCGAUAUACGUCACAUCAAUGGAUCCGAGAACGCGGCAGCAGAUGCACUGUCUCGUAUUGCAGCUAUAGAUGAACCAAUUAGCAUGGACUUCGAUGCUAUAGCCAAAGCACAAAACAACGACCCAGAGCUGAAAACAUUGAAAUCGGUAAGUUCCAAACUAAAUUUCACUAAUUUCGUUUUUCCCGGCAGUGAAACAGAAGUGGUCUGCGAAACAUCAACUGGCCGGGCCCGCCCUUUCAUUCCUGAGACUUUCAGACGAGCCGCAUUCGAGUCUGUCCACAACCUCAGCCAUCCGGGUAUACGAGCCUCUCGCAAAACCAUUGCACUCCGAUUUUUCUGGCCAUCUAUGAACGUGGACAUAGGGAAGUGGGCACGGAGCUGUCAUGGGUGCCAACAAAGCAAGGUUCAUAGGCACACCAACCCACCUCUGGGAACUUUUGCCGCAGCCGAAAGGUUCGAACACGUCCACAUCGACAUUGUCGGCCCAUUGCCGACCUGCAACGGAUUCAGCUACCUACUAACCUGCAUCGAUCGGGCAACACGUUGGCCAGAAGCCAUUCCAAUGGCUGACAUCACUGCGGCUUCAGUGGCUGACGCGUUUCUUUUCAACUGGGUGGCACGUUUUGGAUGUCCACUGCGCCUAACUACGGAUCAGGGCAGGCAGUUUGAAUCUGCCUUAUUCCAUCGUUUAUCACAAGUUCUCGGCUGUCAACGUAUCCACAUUACGGCUUAUCAUCCGCAGUCCAACGGGGUGGUAGAGCGAUGGCAUCGCUCACUAAAAACAGCUCUAACCGCAAAUCAUUCUGAGAGUUGGGUGACUGCCCUACCUGCCGUCCUCCUUGGACUCCGGUUAAUGGUGAACGAAUCUUGCACCACACCUGCUCAACUAAUAUUCGGGACAGAACUUCGACUUCCAGGAGAUUUUUUUGAAGCAACUGCUUCUAAUGAGCCAGUCAACUUUGUUCGUGAUUUGAGGGAGACUCUACAACGACAUUCACCAUCGUUCACCAGCAGCAGUUCAAGGCCUGUUUUCAUCCCAAGAGAACUAAAAACAUCGUCUCACGUCUACGUUCGCAACGAUCACGUUCAGCGUCCCCUGCAACCAGCAUAUUCUGGACCUUUUGCCGUUCUAGAACGCCAGCCACUCGCUUUCAAAGUUGCUAUGCCAAACAAAAACGUUUUCAUCUCUAUCCAGCGCCUUAAGCCUGCCUACAAACUAGCAAGUUCUGAUUGUCAAACCAACCCAGCUAAAGCACCCGGAGUAAGAACACCAAACUCAAUUAACUCAAGCGUAACAACGAGAUCUGGGAGAGCAAUCAAAACACCACAACGCUUCGCUCUCACAUAG